Notolabrus celidotus (New Zealand spotty) is the source of this 5798-nucleotide messenger RNA. RefSeq names its product inhibitor of Bruton agammaglobulinemia tyrosine kinase (gene ibtk). Lineage: Eukaryota; Metazoa; Chordata; Actinopteri; Labriformes; Labridae. The record is from RefSeq and is a predicted model, not a curated record. The coding region runs from base 779 to 4810 and encodes 1343 amino acids. Gene Ontology annotation, cellular component: nucleoplasm; cytoplasm. Gene Ontology annotation, molecular function: protein tyrosine kinase inhibitor activity; protein kinase binding. The transcript is spliced from 29 exons. Gene Ontology annotation, biological process: negative regulation of protein phosphorylation.
GCUCGACCAAUCAGAAGGCUCCACACUCAACAGUGUUUUACCUAACCUGCAGGAUCUCAGGCUUCCAGUCCUGUCAACAUUUACAUCAGAGAAGUAAACUAAUAAUGAAACAGUGUUUGUCCGUGGUUGAUGCUUCUUCCUCCAUGUCCUCCUCUUUCUUUAUUUAACGGAAGGUGGACUCUUCAAUUAUGGAGUUUUGAAAAAGAGAGUGAGCAUUUUGGGGGGAAAGGGGGCCUUUCCCCUCUAGUUCGAUGGUUGGACUGCUGGUUGAGAAGGUCAGAGGGUUGUUGAAAAAUUUGACUUUUGUAAAUUAUUACAGUAAAUAGAAGAAAAAAUAUAUAUUUUUGCAAAAAUUAAUAUGUAAAACUUUGUAUGAAACGCACAAGGAGUUUUGUAUUUAUUGAAUUCAUGAUGCCAUUGUAUGCUUUAAGCACCUUAGCUGGUGUUCAACUCUCGGUUGAAAUGGUGGACUGAAACGAGUCCUAAAAAGACUCUGGGGUUGCUAGGGUGCAGUGGAACCUCAACACAAGCACAAUUCUAGCACUCCAAACCAUCUCUACCUUUAGUUGACAACAUUUAUUUUCUUCUGGGAGAGCAGCUCUGUUACACAAGAUAGUUUUAUUGACAGUGUUUUUUGUUUACCAUUGCACAUUGUGGUGUUUUGAAGUUUGUUUUAGAUAGUGGGUGGUGGGCUGUUAGAAGAACUUAUUGAUUUCACAAAAAAAAAAAAAAAAAAAAAAGGUUGAGAGUUCAGUUUGAAGACUUGCUGGAGGUCAGGAUGAGUCUGGCACCACUAGACUGUACCCCAAGAUGCCGCUCACAGAAGCAUGCAGACGAGGUGGUUGCUGCACUGACCAGCGGCUCUGAGGGGCAGCUUCGGGCAUUCUUGACUUCAUACUGCCACAAUGCGGCCAGCCUUCGGGAUAACUUUGGUCGCACCGCCCUGCACCUGGCAGCCUCACUGGGAAAGAAGGCCCUGCUGGAGUGGCUGCUGGAGAGUAAAAAUGCUGACCUGAUGGUGAAGGAUAAAGAGUCCUGCUGGACCGCUCUGCAUCGCAGUGCUUUCUAUGGACAAAUCCACUGUCUCAUAUCGCUGGUCAAGCAUGGUGGACUCCUUUCCACCCAAGACAAAGAAGGUCUCACCGUCAUGGACCUUACAAUGAAGGACCGACCAUCACAUGUUGUCUUCAAACACACUGACCCCACAGAAGUAUACACAUGGGGAAACAAUACUAAUUUCAGUCUGGGUCAUGGUAAUCAGGAGAGCCGUAUGCACCCUGAGCUUGUGGAUGUGUUUGCCAGGACUGGAGUUUACAUUAAGCAGGUGGUCCUGUGCAAGUUUCACUCUGUGUUCCUGUCACAGAAAGGUCAGGUCUUCACCUGUGGGCACGGACAGGGAGGACGACUCGGCCAUGGAGAUGAACAGACUUAUCUGGUCCCACGGAUGGUGGAGGGUCUGAUGUCCCACCAUUGCUCCAAGGUGGCAGCAGCUAAAGACCACACAGUGGUGCUUACUGAAGAAGGCUACGUUUACACCUUUGGUCUCAACACCUUUCACCAGCUGGGUCUGGCUCCUCCUCCGGCAUCAGCACAUGUCCCUAAGCAGGUGUUUUCCAAGACGCUGAAAGGCAGAACAGUGAUUGGAGUUGCAGCAGGAAGGUUCCACACAGUGCUGUGGACCAGGGAGGCUGUCUACACAAUGGGGCUCAAUGGAGGCCAGCUGGGUUACCUGCUGGAUCCUAAUGGAGAGAAGUGUGUGACUGCCCCACGCCAGGUAUCAGCCCUGCACCACAAGGAUGUGACCAUAGCGAUGGCAGCAGCCAGUGAUGGAGCAACAGUGGUUGUGACUGAAAAGGGAGACCUCUACCUGUUAGCAGACUACCAGUGCAAGAAAUUGGCUUCAAGGCAGCUGAACAUCAAGAAGGUUUUGGUCAGUGGAGGUAGUCUGGACCAUCGUGUCAUUCCUCAAAUCCUAAAUGAGGGAGGAGGGGAAAAGGUGUCCAUCUUGGCAUUAGAUGAAGCUGGGAGGGUGUUUUGCUGGCGGUCCUGUGGCAGCUCUGUGAGACAGUGUCGGUGGGCGUAUGGGCGUCAGGUUUUCAUGUCAGACAUAGCGCUCAGCAAGAACAGCAUGAUGUUUGUGACUCAGGAGGGGGAGGGCUUCAGUGGCGUGUGGGCUGGAGAGUAUAAGAAGUAUGAGGAGAAGAAAGAGGUCAGUGUGGAGGUUUGUGGGCACUCAGACGCUGGAACGGUCUACGAGCGAAUCCGCCUGGAGAAACUCCCAUAUGUCCACAGAGCCGUCAGCAUCACCAUGGACUCUAAAGGCCGAAAUUUUGGGGUGCUGCAGUCAGACCCCAAAACAAGCUUGUUCGAGAUCCCCAUCGUUUCUCCGUCAUCCUUCUCCCAACACUUCCGUAGCCUUCUGGAUGAGGCAGAUGAAAUGGACAGCAUCCACGACGUGACCCUUCAGGCCGGUGAUCGCACAUUCCCCGCCCACAAAUACAUUCUGUCCAUGAGGUCCGAGUUCUUCCGGAAGCUGUUCAUGUCUGAGAACAGCGAGGUUGAUGGGGAGCUUGACGAAGAAGUGAAGAAGAGUGAAGAUGCUGUUGGCUGCGAUUUAAUCAUUCUGGAGAAGAUCCCAGUUGACAUGCUGGAGUACACCCUGCACUUCAUCUACACUGACUGCUGUGAGCUGCUGGUGCAUGGGGCCCGGCCCAGAGUGUCAGGGGCCUCUAUUGGACAAAAUCAGGACUCAGAGCAGGAGAGGCUUAUCAGCAGCCUGCAGGACUUGGGCCUCAGAGGUCGCUCAGCCCUUGAGGUGUAUCGCUCCCUUCCUUCUGCAGCCAAAGGGGACGGUGACAAGGCGAAGAACAAGUGUGCCAAGCCUGGCAAGAAAGGGAAAGGGGGCAAGGGUGACAAGCCUGGGGCCAACGAGGGAGGGGCCAACCCUGUCAAAGCCUUACAGGGUGUCGCAAAAAAGCUGGGCCUGGGAAGCCUGUCUGCACGACUGGACGGAGUCAAAUAUGAAAAUGGAAAGAUCAACGUUAUUAACAAGAAAACCAGCAACAAACUCAAAUUCUACCAGAAGAAAGGCUCCUAUCUUUGUGACGUCACUCUCAAAUCUGAAGAUGGGAAGGAAUUUCCAUGUCACAAAAGUAUCCUCUGUGCAAGACUUGAAUACUUCAACAGUAUGCUGGGAAACCCCUGGAUUGAGGCCACGUCCUGCACUGCCCUGGAGAUGCCGACUAACUCAGAGAUCCUGCAGGUCAUUCUGGAGUAUAUUUACACAGAUGAAUCCCCAACCAUCAGAGAGUCUCUAAAUGUCGAGUUUGUCUGUAAUGUAUUAGUUGUGGCUGACCAGCUGCUCAUCACACGACUGAAGGAGAUGUGCGAAGUCGUCAUCACUGAGAAUUUGACUCUGAAGAACGCUGCUGAGCUGCUGGAGUUUGCCGCCAUGUACAACGCAGAGCAGCUGAAACUCUCCUGCCUCCAGUUCAUCGUGCUCAACAUGGCCGCCUUGCUCGAGUCAAAAGCGCUGGAUAUUCUUAGUGAUGAAGUGCUCGUGGAGCUUUCUGCAGCCUACAGGAGGAUGAUCCCAGCGAUGCAAAAGAGGGUUAUAACUCCAUAUCCAGGUGCUCCUGACCUCAGUAUGUACGAGGAGGAGGAUUUGGACUCUGCUUUCAGCCCUAAACCCGAAGCAGAGGUGGAUCACUCCUGCAGGGAAAUCCUGUUGAAGAAGGCAAAGAUGAAGGCGAAGAAGAAGCCGAGGCGACGCUCUGACAGCUCGGGGGGCUACACUCUGUCUGAUAUCAUUCAAAGCCCCCCUGCUGCGGUGAUCUCGCCAUGCCUGUUGAAGUCAGGAAAGGCUAACUCAACAGACUCCCUGCAUGAGCUGCUCACAUCUGACUCCGAGGGCAGCUGCAUGGGAGUGGGCAGUCCCAGAGACGUACAGUCCCCUGUCUUCCAUGAUAGAACUGAGGAUGAGAAGACUCUCAGUCAGAGGCCAAAGACGCCACCCAGCACCCCAACCUCCUUGAGAGACAGCCUCCAAACUCCUCCGAACUCUGCUCCAAAAAGCAUCCCCAAGGCCCUUCCCUGUCCAGCUCGUCCACCCCCAGUCUUGGAUCUGAGAACCAUCAUGGACAUGGAGGCCAACUCCCUGCAGACCCUUGGAGCCACUCCUAAAAGCCCCGGAAGUGCCGGUGCCAGCGUUAAGCACUCUCCUAUUCCCGCCAAACUGUCGCAGAAGCAGAGAAAGAUGUUGGCAAUGGCCAGUAAGGAAGCCAGUGUGGAGCCUACUGCUUCCAAAUCAACCUCCACAGUCACCCCAUCCAAAAGCAGUGGGAAGGCUUGGGCAACAUUAGUCCAGUCCCCACCUUCCUCAUGCUCCUUUCGGUCACUGCUGGAGGAGGAGGAGAAGCGCUUAAUCAGUGCGGGACAAACGGGAGCCCAAAGGGGCCAAAGCACCCAGUUGUCCCCUGUCACUCCAGCUCCUGUAGCCAGAAGGGUCACAUUCAAAUGUGCAGAAAGCAAGGAGCCUGAGAGAGCCACUGGGCCCUGGGUGCUCGGGGCAGCGGGCAGCCCUCCCUUCCCUUCCCUGGUGACCUUCGCCUCCAUCGUGGAGGAGGAGAAGCAGCAAGAAGCUGCACUGAUCCGCAGCCGAGAGAAGCCUCUGGCACUCAUCCAGAUUGAAGAGCGAGCAAUCCAAGACCUCAUUUGCCUUUACAAGGCACGUGACAACCCUGAUGAGCUGAUAGUGGUGGAGAGGUCUUCCAAAGGUCCUAUAGCAGCCCCAACCUGGAACAAGCACUGAUGAAAAACAGCACAGCGCCUUCAUAGAUUGAAAACAUGGCUUGCAUUUGUCCCCGUGUGACAUCAUCAGAUCCAUGAGUGUUUGUGGAGUUGCGUCUCAGACUCGUCCUGCCCCAUGUGGGGUUAGUCUGAUGCAGUAGUUUGUCUCUUCAGUGUUCCCUUCAGUUUUAUUUAAUGCUGCUCAACAUUUAGUGUGUAUGGUGUGACAGGGGAGUGAGUGUUUUUCAGUACUGAGAGAAUAUUUUGAUCUUAUGCAUAUACCGUAUGAUAUGAUAGGAAUAAUUUCUAACUUGGUAAAGCAGCGACAGAAAAAGUAACCGACUUUCCUCAAUAUGAAUAGAUAGCUACGGCAAGUCAAAGGUGCCAAAGAAAAUGAAAAGAAUUGGAGAUGUUUAAGCCAAAAAUGGGUCCAAACUACUUAGAGGACUUGUGUGAUGAAGAUCAGUUGAAGCGUCUGAUGUAAUUGAAGUAAAGAAAAAGUGCCAAUCAUCACCUGUGGCAGAGCUUAAGCUUAAGAAGUAAAGUCAGCUGUUUACCAGUUAGUUUCUUUUUGCGGUCCUUUUUUUCUUCUUGAUAAGUGCAUUGUUUGGACCGGUUGCUUCAGCUAAUAUGCAGUGACAUGAUGACUCUACAGGAGUCGGUGAAAAUAUUCAUUUUGGAUAUAAGUUACAAUGAAUGGUAAAUGCUCAAUUGAGCCGAUUGUGUUGCAGUUAUCACUGGUGUGUUUGACAGGAGGUUGUGUGCCUUUAUCACAUAAUGACCACACUGAAACACAUACAGCAGCUAAUAUAUCAUUUUCUCCUCCUUGGUUUGUUCUUUAUUAAUUUGAAUUAAUCUUCCAGUUUGGAAUAAUUGUAAGCUUAGAAGGUACCUCCGAUCUGGACCACGUAAUCUCAUCUUCAGAUGCCAUUUGAUUGUGCGUGUGCGUAUGAGUGAAAUUAAAGUUUGUGAAGAGAAAAUGGCAUGUAAUAAAAUAAGCUGUGCAAUGA